GCUGCCUCUCCCGCCAGACAAGCUCGAUUCGAGGCUGCCUCCACCGGCACGCCAUCGGUGCAGAUGGCCACGGACCGCCAGAAGCGCGCCAAGGCCGCCGCGGCAAGGCAGAAGGCGGCCCGCUCCCAAAAAGUGGCCAAAAAACGGAACAUCCUCGACCGGCUGGGCGCAUCGACCACGACCAAGGUCGUGACCGUGCGCGGCGUGGGCCCGACCGUGUCGGCUGUGGAAGUAAGAGACUUGUUCGCGUCGGUCGGCGCGGUCGAUCGCGUCACCUCAUCCUUGGGCGCGAACACGUCCUCGACGACCUACGAAGUCGCAUUUCGCACGCCGUCGAAGGCGCGCGCGGCCGUCGCGGAGUUCGACGGCCGCGCGCUCGACGGUCGGCCGCUCCGCGUAGCGCUGAAGGGCGGGACGCCGGCCGCGGCCGCGGCACGCGUGGUGGUGGACGUCGCCGCCAGGGCGGCGCGCACCGCGAGGCCGAGCAAGCCCGUGGUCGUCGACCUGGGCGGCCCGCGACGAAAAAAGAAACACCAAACCGCGGUUAGGAAACCGCCGAAAUCCAAAAAAAGCCCGCGUCGACCGGCGUCCGCAUCCAAGAACCGCAUCGACCAGGGCGCGGCCGGGCGCUUGAUUCAGGCAGCGCUACGGUAAGUAUAAUUGUCGCGUC
Pelagomonas calceolata is the source of this 670-nucleotide messenger RNA. Lineage: Eukaryota; Pelagophyceae; Pelagomonadales; Pelagomonadaceae. The record is from the annotation of a GenBank genome assembly.